Molecule: messenger RNA, 936 nt
Organism: Fusarium sp. VM40
Lineage: Eukaryota; Fungi; Ascomycota; Sordariomycetes; Hypocreales; Nectriaceae
Source: the annotation of a GenBank genome assembly
AUGGACGCCGUUGCUACUACACAGCCAAUUGCCAACGCUCUGCCCAAGAAGCUGGCACCCCAGGCCACACCAGCCCAAAAGAAGAAACUUACCCCUGGCAUCUCCCUGGCUGCAGGCGCUGUCGCCGGUGGUAUUGAAGCCACCAUCACAUAUCCCUUUGAAUUCGCCAAAACAGUAGCACAGCUGAGUGCGAGGCAACAAACUCCUGGCGUAAAGGUCUCACGAUCUCCUUUUUCCGUUCUUGCCCAGACCGCUCGCACUGAUGGUGUGCGAGCUAUCUACACUGGCUGCUCAUCAUUGAUCGCCGGUACUGCAGCCAAAGCCGGUGUUCGUUUCUUGACUUUUGAUGCGGUCAAGGCGCAACUGGCAGACUCUAAUGGAAAACUGACAGCGGGAUCUAACAUCCUCGCUGGUAUGAUCGCUGGUGCUGUCGAGAGUGUGACAGUUGUUACACCUACAGAACGAAUCAAGACUGCUUUAAUUGAUGACUCAAGAUCAGGAAACAAACGCCUCAACGGUGGUUUCCACGCCCUCCGAACCAUCGCAGCAGAGCGUGGCAUCCGUGAAGUCUACCGUGGUCUAACAUCAACAACAAUCAAGCAAUCAGCCACUUCCGGAGUGCGAAUGGGGUCUUACAACAUCCUCAAAGAGCUUGUCUCCUCGGACGGAAAGAACCCAUUUGUAACUUUCGGAAUCGGCGCCGUGGCUGGUGUCAUCACCGUCUAUGCCACUCAGCCUUUUGAUACUAUCAAGACGAGAUCGCAGUCUGCCAAGGGCGUGUCGAUUGGGGAAGCGGUGCGGGGAGUUAUGCGCGAUGGAGGUGUGAGGGCUUUCUGGAGUGGAAGCACAAUGAGAUUGGGAAGAUUGAUUCUCAGCGGUGGAAUUGUUUUCACGGCUUAUGAGAAUAUUGCUGCGCUACUCAUGGGGUCAAAGUAG